This is a messenger RNA of Bicyclus anynana (squinting bush brown), 3440 nucleotides long. RefSeq names its product inter-alpha-trypsin inhibitor heavy chain H6. The record is from RefSeq and is a predicted model, not a curated record. Bases 202 to 3159 code for a protein of 985 amino acids. NCBI's taxonomy places the organism in Eukaryota, Metazoa, Arthropoda, Insecta, Lepidoptera, Nymphalidae. The transcript is spliced from 28 exons.
GGUUCCGAGUAACAGGAAAAUAUUAGUGUGAGGAUCGCCUUCGAGUCGGCCACUUGGGUUUUUCUUAAUGGAACUUUUUAAUAGGUUUUCUUUUACUUCUUACCUACUAGUUGUGCUGACCGUGUGAGUGUGUUGAGUUUUAGUGCUAUUUGUAACAGUUUUACGGACAUUUUAUAAGUACCGAGCCGGUGACAGCGCACCAUGCCGCGCUGGUGGCUGGGGUCGAUGCUGUGCAUCAGUCUCCUGUCGCUCACUGCACAGAGAGCAUCCGCAGCCUUUCCAGGGUUCCCCAGCUUCCCUACUGUUGAUGAUCACAGAGUUGUCUAUGGCGGUAAUAUUAAGACGAUAGAUGAAACCGACGAUGACGUCACAGACGACGAUCCCGUGGUACCAAUCAAGAUGACGCACAUGCGCGUGCGCUCCGAGAUCGCUCUGCGCUACGCUCGCACGGCCGUCAUAUGCAAAGUAUACAACCCCAACAAGCGACCGCAGGAAGCCAGCUUUAAUGUAUUGCUACCUGAAACCGCUUUCAUCAGUGGAUUUACUAUGACUCUGGGUAAAGAAACCUACGAAGCAUAUGUAAAAGAAAAAGAAGUUGCUAAACAAAUCUACAACGACGCAGUCACACAAGGAGUAGCAGCUGCCCACGUUGCUACCAAGGCUCGUGAUUCAAAUCACUUCCAGAUAAAAUUCAACGUGGAAGGCUGGAGUAAUGCAACCUAUCACAUGAAAUAUGAAGAGUAUUUGGAGCGUCGACAUGGCGUGUAUAAUUAUGCUAUUAAUCUGCUCCCUGGUGCUCUAGUGCCUAAAAUGGACGUCAUUAUAAAUAUCAAGGAAUCGCAGAAAAUCACCAUGUUAAGGGUGCCCGAAUUGAGGACUGGCAAUGAAAUUGAUGCCUCGGAGAAAGAUGCAAAAUACAAUAAGGCUGUUAUACAAAGGGGAGAGAAUGAACGGCAGGCUAAAAUCAUAUUUGCUCCUGAUCUGAAAGAGCAGAAAAGACUAGCCGAGAUAUAUGCGGAAAAAACCAAAUUAUCAGGCGACCCUGAUUCUUGGAAUAUCGGUUACGACAGCACAGAAAUAGAUGAAAAGCAGGGUCUGUUAGGGCAGUUCGUAGUUCAGUAUGACGUGGAACAGCCAAAGAAUGGAGAAAUAUUGGUGAAUGAUGGUUACUUCGUACACUUCUUCGCUCCGAGUUCCCUGCAGCCGCUGAGCAAGCAUGUGGUGUUCGUGCUCGAUAUAUCAGGAUCCAUGUAUGGAACCAAGAUAGAUCAGCUAAAAAAAGCUAUGGACACCAUACUCUCAGACCUUCACGCUGACGACUAUUUUAACAUCAUAGAAUUCAACGGAUAUAUUAAAGUUUAUGAUAUACAAGAGCCAGACAAAUCGCAGCGAUCUAACUUUACCAGUAAUGCGCUCGUCAGUCUUGUGCCACCAGCACGUGCAUCAGCGGAAAACAUAGCUAAAGCAAAAGUUGUUGUUUCUAAACUUGAAGCAUAUGGAGGUACCGACAUUUACAACGCCCUUGAUGCAGCAAUAAAUAUUGUACAAAAAGGAGAUCUCGAGAUGCAAAGUACAAAUGUUUCUUCGGUAAAGAAUAAUAACAAAACUGAUUCAAUUGAAAAUAAGCUGGAACCCUUUAUUAUAUUUUUAUCUGACGGCGAUCCAACCGUGGGUGAAACUAAUACUGGCCGCAUAAUCACUCAUAUGUCCGAGAAAAACACUGGGCCGAAUCGUGUACCUAUACACUCACUUGCUUUUGGUGACGAUGCGGACCGUACGUUUCUCCGCAAGCUCUCUCUCCGCAACGACGGCUUCAUGCGGCACAUCUAUGAAGCGGCGGAUGCGGCGCUGCAACUGCGGGACUUCUACCGACAGGUGUCCUCGCCGCUGCUCUCUGACGUCAAGUUCGUCUAUCCUCGCAGUCAGAUAAAGGAAGGAUCCCUCAGCCGAAGCCAGUUCCGUACAAUAAAUGACGGCUCGGAAGUAGCAGUAGUGGGAAAAAUCGCUGAUGACGUCAAUGAAAUAACGCCGCAAAUGCUAGCCUUGAGAUCGGACAGUGGUGGUCGAGCUCGGAUACCGUACGAAAUAAAUGCUAAAGUACCGGUGAUUCGUGGCAAGAAUGAAUAUUUCCCGUUAGAGCGACUCUGGGCAUAUCUGACUAUUAAGCAGCUGCUGGACAAAAGAGAUGCCGGUGAUACAAGUCUGAGUGAACUGGGAGACGAUGGCCCAAAAGAGAGUCCCGAGAAGAAAGCCCUGGCUAUAGCGCUAAAGUUCUCAUUCGUCACGCCUCUGACGUCACUUGUGGUGGUCCGGCUGAACAAAACCGAUGUCAAGGAUGAGAAUCUUGUAGAUGCCGAGACAGUUGACGAACCGCAUUUUUUAGCAUACAGGCACGCAGCGGCGCCGCCGAUUGCUACCUUGAAGACGACCUAUAAAGCUGAAAGUACUCCUACCGGAUUAAGCAUUGCUUCCGAUGCUGGACCUGUCCUGUUUGCUGUAUCAAGCAAACGCUUCAGCAACGGUGCUUAUGGAACUCAAUUUGUCGGUCAGACCCAGGGGGGAUACGGUGCAUUUGUCGGUCAGAGCCAUGCGGAACACAGUUCAUCUGGUUUUAGCUACCACAGUUCGUCAGGCCAAAGCAGUCUGAGCCAGGGAGGAUACAGUUCAUCUGGCAGUCAGAGCCAGGGGGGAUACAGUUCAUCUGACUUCAACCCAUUAUUACCUGACCCAGGCCAAGUUUUUCUACCGCCGUCGCAGCCGCCGCCGCUGAUAAUAUGUACGGAUGUAGUUACCACCACCCCUACGACGACUACUCUUAAUGCUGAGCUACAAGCAGUGUAUCAUCUAGAAGGCUACGAGUGGGCACUCGAUAACAUAAAUACCAACGAAGACGCCUUCAUGUGGAUUGAUUUUCAAGGAUUGCAAGUCACCCUGAAGCUCUCCAAAGAUGCCAAUCCCCCUCAAGAACCCGGAGGAGACUACGAGUGUUGGCCUAAGGCACCGGCCAACUCAGAGAAGGGAUUGUGGUGCGUGUAUCUCACACGAUGCUUAGCUGCGCGCAACUACACGUACGAUGACUACACGAAUAAGUCCUGCUAUGUCGACAACAGGUAUGCUGGUGUAUGUUGCCCAAAAAAUGAAAUAGACAGGAAGCUUUAAAAUUAAAAAAAAAACAACUAGCUACCUACCUCUACGGUCUACCACACGAGUACAAAUUUUAUAAAUAAGCAAGUAAUGGUACAUGUUUGUAAGUUUGACCAAAAAAUAAAACCUCGCCUCAUCUCGUUGCGGAAAAAUUAAUCAAUGUAUUACUUGUGGCGCCCCCGAGUCAGGUUUUUAAACAUAUUUCCCGUCACGUAUGUUACUUAAUAUGUAAAUCUUUCAAUAAUUCAUAAUAUUAUAGAUUAAAUAAAAUGGAAGUUUUAUUGUACCUACUAAAA